AUGGCCACCGCCCCCUCGGGAGAGGCCGGCAUCCCCACGCACAGUGACAGCAGGUCUUCAGACAGCCCUGCAGUGGGAUCCCAAAGUCAGGUCUCCCUCCCUGCAGAUGGUCCCGUGGCUAGCAGUGCAGCGUCAACUGAACAGCAGGAUAUAGAUCCGGCCUCCAUCAAGCCAGCUGCCUCCAAGGCCACUGCAGUGUCUGGGGACGAGAACCAGCAUGAAGGUGAAACUGAGGCAGGGCACAGGCAGGAGCGCAAGGAGGCCACCGCCCAGCUAGCCCACCCGGCCCCAGAUGCCCUGCAAACAUGCUUGAGUCUCCAGAACCUAGUGUGGGCUGGGCCGGUGCGAGAUUCGAGGAGGGCCCGGAGUCUUCGGAUUUCCCAAAGUGACUCCCUGGUUAAGGAAGAGACACCACAAACAGCGGGUGUCCCAGACAGGGAGCAAGACCUAGACCCAUCUACCCCAAGUGCUGAAGCACAGUUCCCCCAAAAUGUGCCUGCAGUGGGCACUGCAGAUGCAGACCGCCAGCUUGACACCACUGAAGCUGCUGAGAAAUCUGAGGAUCCGGAGGCCGUGAACCCUGACACUGAAGCUUGGCCAUUGGCUGAGUCCCAGGCAGAAGCAAUGCGACCUGCUUGUCUGGUGGCCCUGGGGAGAAAGCCUCUGGACUCCAGUCUGUACAUAGCCUGCGAGAAGAACGCCUACAUGCGCUCCAUGACCAGCUUGCUGGGAGGGGGCGAGGGGUCUAUCAGCCCCCUGGCAGACCUCCUGGUCUGGUCUGAGGCCACCAUGAGCGUGGCCACUGGCCUCCCGGCCUCGGGACACAGCUCCGUGACAGACCUGCUGCACAGCCCAGGGCCCAGCCUCUGCUCGGUCUCCAGCAUCGUGGGGAACGUGAGGUCGGCCUUCUCCUCCAGGCCAGUAGCUGGGACCCACUCGGUCCCCUCUGUCAGUCCCAUGCUGGAGAGGAUGGAGCAGAGGACUGUGGAAGGCAUCCGCUCAGCCGUGUGUUACAUGACCAGCCAACUCACCCCUCUCUGGUCCCAACUAUGA
Messenger RNA from Myotis brandtii (Brandt's bat), 1053 nucleotides. RefSeq lists its product as uncharacterized. The record is from RefSeq and is a predicted model, not a curated record. NCBI's taxonomy places the organism in Eukaryota, Metazoa, Chordata, Mammalia, Chiroptera, Vespertilionidae.